UUAUUUUUCUGCUACCUUAGUAAAAAAUAGUAGCAAAAUAAAAAAAAACUCGGUCUCUCUCAACCGAUAUGUAACAUCUGUAACCUACCUUGGUGAAGGAAGCUAAAAAUAAAAAAUAAAAAAGAGGAGAAAACGAAAGAAAGGUGUUUGAAAUUGAAUUGAGAGUGAAGAGAGCGAGUUAUGAUGGAACCAGAAGAGUGGGACUUGAGCGCUGAAGACCUUGAUUCCCUCGAAAGAGACGCUUUCCAGAAGAUUGCUCUACUCCGCGCCAACCCUCCUUCUUCUUCUCAACAACAACAACAACCCCAUUCUCAUUCUCAUUCUGCAAACCCCCCUCCUCUAAAAGUUGACGCUUUCUCUCAAGGAUCUAGACCACUUCCCGCCUCAUUCAAAUCAGGAACAAACAACACUGCCAAUGAUGAACAUUCUAAAGAAUUGGUCAAAAUUUCGGUCAAAUUUUUCCUCCAUUCCAGUGGAAAUAUUGCAGCAAAGUUUCAAUAUGAUCAGGCAGUAGUUGCUGCUUUUAGAAGAAUCCCUAAAUCUACUUGGAAUGCCAAAGAGCGGUUAUGGAUGUUCCCUCUAACUUCUUUGUCAGAAGCAGAAAAGGUUCUUAGAGAAUUACCUGGUUAUAAUGUUCAGGUGGAGAACUUAGAUUCCUUAGUGCAACGAGCUAUUACCGCUGCCACUUCUGUUCCUGAUCUUCGAGAUCGAUAUGAUAAGAUCCCAAGCUAUAUUGAAUCAAAGCUUUUGCCAUUUCAGCGGGAUGGUAUAAGGUUUAUAUUGCAGCAUGGAUGUCGUGCUUUUUUAGCGGAUGAAAUGGGACUGGGGAAAACGUUGCAGGCCAUUGCUGUAGCUGCAUGCGUUCAGGAUUCAUGGCCUGUUCUCAUACUUGCACCAUCUGCGUUACGCUUGCAAUGGGCUUCUAUGAUUCAACAAUGGCUGAAUAUUCCUUCAUCAGAUAUACUUGUUGUCUUAUCUCAAAGUGGUGGAUCAAAUAGAGGUGGUUUCAAUAUAGUAUCUUCAAGUGCCAAAAGCAGCAUCCAUCUGGAUGGACUAUUCAACAUUAUCUCAUAUGAUUUGGUGCCAAAGCUGCAAAAUACGCUUAUGAGGUCUGACUUUAAGGUUGUAAUUGCCGAUGAAUCACACUUUCUGAAAAAUGCUCAGGCAAAGAGGACAACUGCCUCUCUUCCGGUUAUAAAGAAAGCUCAAUAUGCAAUAUUGCUUAGUGGAACUCCUGCUCUAUCCCGACCAAUUGAACUAUUCAAGCAGCUGGAAGCUUUGUAUCCUGAUGUGUAUAAGAAUGUUCAUGAAUAUGGUAACCGGUAUUGCAAGGGUGGAGUUUUUGGACUUUAUCAAGGGGCAAGUAACCAUGAAGAAUUGCACAAUUUGAUGAAGGCAACAGCUAUGAUUCGGAGGCUUAAAAAGGAUGUUCUUUCUGAACUUCCUGUAAAGCGUAGGCAACAAGUCUUCCUAGACUUGGCCGACAAAGACAUGAAGCAAAUCAAUGCUCUAUUUCGUGAGUUGGAGAGGGUAAAAGCCAAAAUUAAGGCAUCUAGCUCAAAAGAGGAGGCUGAAUCACUCAAGUUCACACAAAAGAAUCUUAUCAACAAGAUUUAUACCGAUUCUGCGGAAGCCAAGAUUCCAGCUGUUCUUGAUUAUGUUGGAACUGUCAUUGAGGCAGGUUGCAAGUUUCUUAUAUUUGCACACCAUCUACCAAUGAUUGAUGCGAUACACGAGUUUCUUCUUAAAAAAAAGGUUGGUUGCAUCCGGAUUGAUGGAGGUACGCCUUCUGGAUCAAGGCAACAAUUAGUUACAGAGUUUCAGGAAAAGGAUGCUAUUAAGGCAGCUGUGCUGUCUAUUAAAGCUGGAGGAGUUGGGUUAACUUUGACUGCUGCCAGCACAGUCAUCUUUGCAGAAUUGUCUUGGACUCCUGGUGAUCUAAUUCAGGCUGAAGACCGUGUACAUAGAAUUGGCCAGGUAUCUUCAGUAAAUAUAUACUACUUGCUGGCAAAUGACACUGUUGAUGAUAUCAUAUGGGACGUAGUGCAAAGCAAACUGGAUAAUUUGGGGCAGAUGCUUGAUGGCCAUGAGAACACCUUAAAGGUCUCAGCUGAUGAGCCAGUGAGUAGCCCUUCAAAGCAGAAAACUCUUGACCAAUUUGUCAGAAGAUGUGACAACAGCAAGGGUGGAUUGGAACAACAGUCGACCCCCAAACGUCCCCGGUACUGACCCAAAAGUUCUGUGAAAUGCAGGUUCUCAUAGUGAAAUAUGAUCAAAUAUUGACACUAUGUUACUCACCCCAUGAGAAGGCGUCUAAAGUAACUACAAUCUAUUUCACUAUAGGUCAUGUAAAAUAGGUGGUCAGCACAUCUGGGCUGGCAAAGGGCCACCUAAACUAUGCUGCUGGUGCCGGAAGAGGUGAUCGUUUUGUAGGUGACAAUGGUUAUGAAGUCUCCCAACAGAUAUUGGGAUUAUCCUUAACUAAUUGCUACCCCCUUGUUGUGUGUGAAACAUGUACAGAGUACAUUAUCAUAUGAAUGUAGCUUGUAAAUUACUCUACCCAAUACAUAUUUUCAUGUUAUUGCCAUUUAUGUUAUUUAAUUUUGUAGUUUUUUUUUUAUGUAGUUAUACAAUGGAGAGGAUAAAUUUCCA
Cicer arietinum (chickpea) is the source of this 2652-nucleotide messenger RNA. RefSeq lists its product as uncharacterized. Gene Ontology annotation, molecular function: ATP binding; DNA endonuclease activity. Gene Ontology annotation, biological process: DNA repair; replication fork processing. The record is from RefSeq and is a predicted model, not a curated record. Gene Ontology annotation, cellular component: nuclear replication fork. NCBI's taxonomy places the organism in Eukaryota, Viridiplantae, Streptophyta, Magnoliopsida, Fabales, Fabaceae.